Dicrocoelium dendriticum is the source of this 1562-nucleotide messenger RNA. The record is from the annotation of a GenBank genome assembly. Lineage: Eukaryota; Metazoa; Platyhelminthes; Trematoda; Plagiorchiida; Dicrocoeliidae.
GACGGCCGUUUUGCGCACCGCGGCUUUGUUGCGCAGAAGGACUGUCACUUUAUUACCCGGAGAUGGGGUUUGGCCGGAUUUGUUUAAAUGUGUGAAAAAUGUCCUUACGGAGAUGAACGUCCCCAUUGAUUAUGAAGAGAUCCAAUUGAGUGGUCUUCAGGGUUCCAAGGCCACUGAUCUUGACGCAGCUGUUGCGUCUCUUAACAGAACAAAAGUUGGACUGAAAGGUAUCAUUCGGAGUCCAAUUGAUAGCCUUGAAGUUGACACACUCAAUAUGCGAAUGAGGCGUAUGCUAGACCUCUAUGCUACCGUUGUACACAUUCGGAGUCUACCGGGUGUUCCAACUCGACAUGGAAAAUUGGAUUUUGUAAUCGUUCGAGAGCAGCUUGAAGGAGAGUACUCGUCGCUGGAGCAUGAAUCGAUACCAGGCGUUGUGGAGUCUCUGAAAAUCACGACACGAAAGAAUUGCGAGCGGAUAGCGAAGUUUGCUUUCGACUAUGCAGUGCGAAAUGGCAGGACCACUGUUACAGCGGUUCACAAAGCUAAUAUAAUGAAGCUAGGCGAUGGUCUGUUUUUGGAAACUUGCCAAAACGUGUCACAUUUGUAUCCUCGCGUGAAAUUCACUUCCAUGAUCAUCGACAAUUGCUGCAUGCAGCUGGUCAGUCGGCCACAGCAGUUCGAUGUGAUGGUGAUGCCCAACUUGUACGGAAAUAUCGUGCACAAUUUGGCCGCAGGAUUGGUCGGCGGAGCUGGCGUCGUCCCCGGAGUGUGUUUUGGGCCAGAUGUGGCUUUAUUCGAACCAGGCACCCGUCACUCAUACACCGCUGCAUCUGGCCGUGACAUUGCUAACCCAACAGCCAUUCUAUUGGCUACCUGUCGCCUCCUACGCCAUAUCAACUUAACUGAGUAUGGGAAUCGCUUGGAAUCCGCGGUACACCAAGUACUUCGAUCUGGCCAAGCCUUGACUGCAGAUAUCGGCGGUCAGGCGACCACCACUCAGUUCACCGAGUCUCUUCUCAGCCACCUGCAGAAGGACUCCAGGCGAGCAUAAUUGAUGACGAGGAAUUUUUGUUUCAACGGUUUCACCACUAUAUUUAUAACAUCAAAUGCAUAGUGGACUUAUUUCUAGCUCUAUACCUUGGUAUUUACAGCUUCAUUCGCUGAGUAAUAAAUGACACCUACUUUAAUUAGCCCGGAUACUCUUCUAGUUUCCCUUUUUUAUACAUAUGCUACGAUGUCAACCUACACACCGUUGUCUCUAGCAUUUAUAAUGUUUUUCCACCCCAAUUUUCGCUUUCAUCACAUCUGUCUUUGAACCGGAUACUUGCGUACACAUUUUUAUCAUUGAUCUCUUUGCCGAACUUGUUUUCAAUUUUCCAUAUACUCUACCUUGUCAUCCUUCUCACAUCCGUGCAAUAGUUGAGUUUUCUGUCCGCUGGAUUACAUGGCUAACGGUAACAAAGGCAGAUCUGCGGCUAAUUCGUUUUGACAUUCAGAGCAUAUCAGCGAUUCAGUAUACGUUGCAAGGUCCACCCAAUCAGUCUGGCUUUGUAUGACGAUCC